Messenger RNA from Candida tropicalis MYA-3404, 4386 nucleotides. RefSeq lists its product as uncharacterized. The record is from RefSeq and is a predicted model, not a curated record. Bases 1 to 4386 code for a protein of 1461 amino acids. The transcript has a single exon. NCBI's taxonomy places the organism in Eukaryota, Fungi, Ascomycota, Pichiomycetes, Serinales, Debaryomycetaceae.
AUGCCCCUUAAUCGAGUUAUGCAUGAAACAAAUGUUCAUCAUCAUCAUCAUCAUCAUCAUCAUCAGCGUGAACCAAUGAUUACUGAAGCCUAUAAUGAUUUGCGUUUAAGUCUUAUUGGAAAUAAGGACUUGAAAUACAAAUUGGUGGGAGACGUGCAGUUUAUUCAACAACUUGCCUCCGAUUUCAACGCAUUGAUUGAUCAACUCACCGAAUGCAACACCCUUUCAAUAACAAAUACAAAUCAGAUUAUAAAUGAAUUAGAGAAAUUGGCAGUGAUUAUCAAUAUUCUAUGUUUAUUCAGUAUUGAGGUUGACGAUAAAAAAGACGAUAAUAUUACACAAUGUUUGAUUUCAAUGAAACUGGUGUUGAACCCAAUAAUUAAAUUGUUAAAUUAUUUCAUACAAUCAUUUGUUGCUCGUUACUACACCAGUAUUGUCACGAUGAAUGAUAACGAGAGUGAACAAAUGGAGAGUUUGGAUAUUUGUAAAGUAAAGAAUUUAAUAGGAUACGCCUUGGAUAUAUUGUUGGGUUUAACAAAUAGUAAAGACCAUCAGUUGGAUACUAGUGUUUUGUGGAAAUUUAUAAUUUCAUUAUUGAUAGUAACAGAUAAUAAUCAUCAUAAUGUUUCCGUGAUUGACUCAUCCAUUUUAAUUAAGCUGUUACGGUUAGUUCCUUUGUUAUUGACAUCAAAUUCACAAUUAACCAAUGAUUCACUUAUAACUUUAUUGACUGCGUUAUUGAAUAGAUUAACUUUUGAAUGUGAUUCUAUAAUUUCGACCCAUUUUGACACUGGGUUGUUUAAUGUUACUUCCAACACCAAGAUUUUCCACCAAAUGGCAUUUGAAGAUUCUUGUUUACCAAAUAUUGAAUUGAACAAAACGAUUCUUGAUAGAACCGUAGACAUUCAAUUACUACAGGAAUUGAUAACGUGUACGGCACAAAUAUUUAGUUUUCUGAAAGUCCAUGAUUAUGAUAUAGUGAUGGCAUCACCAACAGAAGCUUCAUGUACAGGGAUCAAUGAUUUAAGCAAAAGAAAAAGACGGAAAAGCUUUAAUAAACCACCGACGUCACCGGUAAUCGUAUUAUCAAUCAAGGUAUAUUUGUCGUUAUUGUUAUUGGUUAAGUUUAAUGGCAAUAAAGCAUUGAAUUUGGCCGCAUUGAAUUUGAUUACAUUUUAUUUGAAUAAUUUGAAACCUUCUAAAGAUAUUGACAGACAAGUAAUUUUCAAAAGUUAUAGAAAACUAUUUCCUAGAAUUAUUUGUAUGUUAGAUUUGAACAACGAUUAUACCGGGAGUAAUAACAAGAGAACCAAGAUUGGAACCACUAAGUUAAUUUACCAAUCAGCGCCUUCGAAUUCUUUGGGUAGUAAUAGAGGGUAUGAUCUUCCUAUGUUUUUAUUAUCUCCCGCAAGAAUACUAUCUGAUUUAUGUGUUCAGUAUCCAAAAUUGAAUGAUGAAAUCCACGAUGCCAAUGUUGACUAUAAGAUUGUGGAAAAAUUACAAUCAAGUUAUAACUCAAGUAAAUUACUCAAGGUGUUGAAAGUCUUGAAAUCUAGUAGUAAAUAUGGUAAGAAUUUAGUUGAUUUUACCGUGAUGUUGACUAUUGAAAAGGAUGAAGUUGAAGUGGCUGAUUUAUUAUUGUUGUUGAGUGUUUACACAAGCAACCGUGAAGAAUAUAGAAAUCGAAUCGCUACUUCUUCUGCUGAUUUCAACAAAGUUAAUCUACCACUACUUAUUUUUGAAAUUGUGGAUGACUAUUGUUUCUUGAUGAACCAAUUGCAGUUGGUUUACCGAUUGUUAAAUCCAAAGAGGAAAAAGUCCAAAAUGAAUGGGGUGCGUUCAGGAACAACUCGUGUAAUUCCACAGAGUGAUUUGCCUUGGUUUGGUAGAAAUUUGGGGAUAAUCAGUACUUUACAUGAUUCAUCAUUAUUCACAAAUUGCUUUUAUUUUAUUCGAUCGAUUUCUCGAUCUGUAGCCACCUUGAGGACAUUUUUUGUUGAAUGUAAUGCAUUUACAAGUUUCAGUGCUGAUGAAACCAAUGAAUCAUCGGGUGGUAGAGUCAAUGAACCUGCACCAGUUACAAGCUCAUUAUCAUCUAUAACCGGUGCUCAAACUGGCGGAGUUGAAGUUAUUCGUGCCGGAUCAGGAGCUCUUACCAGUGGCAGGAAUGGAGAAAAUGGGAAUAAUAGUAAUAGUAGUGGCAGUAAUGCAAACAGGCCACCGAUGACAUCCGGAUCUAUACCAGGUGGAGCCACUGGAGGAUUUAUUAUGGAUAUUUUAAAGAUCAUUCAUGGAUAUGAGAAUUUAUAUCAAAUAUUUGAAUUUUUCUAUAGGGUUAACAACAGUGGUAAAUCGCCAUGUGCAAUUGAUAUUGGCAGCAGUAGAAAAAAUUUGAUGGUUAAUAAAUCUAUUUGUAUUGGGUUGUUGGCUAAUUUUAUUUUGGAUUUCAGUUCAUUUAGGUACAAAAUUAUUGGGUAUGAUAAAUUUUUAUCAAGCUUAUUGACUAUUUACCAGAAUGCAGCUUGUGAUGAUCAAAAAUUAAGUGAUGAAGAAGUUUAUGAACGAGAUAAUAUUCAAUUGAAGAUAUUGCAAGUAAUCAAGAAUUUUAUGUAUAAUGAAGCGGCCGAGAUUAAGAAAGAAGUGUUGGAUUAUUUUUCGUUGAAUUUAAUAUUUGAAAAAGCCAGUUUUGGUAUUGCUCCUCACGAUUUGAAAAAUUGUUUACCAUUAACUGAUUUGUUGAAUGUUCGAUUGCAACAGAAAAUUAUUGCUUUUGAAAUAUUGAGAAAUUUUACCGCUGGAUCACCUCAGUUUAAUUCUUUGUUGAUUGAGUGUUAUGAGAAUGAUUUCAUUAAUCUUGGGUAUCCAAAAGGAGAAUUUAGUUUACCAAAGACAUGGACUGAAUUUUUGAUUGCCAAUGUCACCAAAUUUAAGAUUUUCUUGCCGGAAUUGAUCAAUAGCAAUAUUGAUGAAAUGGAGAAUUUUUAUAAAAAUGACGAGAUAUUGAUUAAAUUAAUUCAAAAUGAAGAAUAUGUUAAAUUAGUUAGAUCAAUUAAUCAUACGGAAGAUCAUAAAUAUACUGUUAUUGACAAGAUUGAACAAUAUCUGUUUCCAAGUGAUGACUUAUUAAGAGUUUGGUUGAGAUUAUUGGCAUUUACCAUUCCAAGCAAUGGAAGUAUUUCCUUGAAGAAUAAUGACAAGAUUAACAUGUUUAAUAAUUUAUACAAUAUUCAUUGUUCAAUAAUUUGGAUUAUUGUUAAUUUAACAUGGAAAUAUUCCAGUUUUGGAUGUACUGUUCAUGAAUACGGAAAAUAUGAUGUUUAUGAACAUCUCGAUAGUUCCAGAAAUGUCACUAGUCAUAACUCAAAUCAAAGAUUAUAUAUUGAAGAAGACGAGGAUGAAGAUGUUGUUAUGCAAGAUGAAACUUCAGCAGUCGAAGCUGGCGGAAGUAGUAAAAGCGAUGAAAAGAGGAGAUUAUCAAUACAAGAAGAUGAGGAAAACAAUGGACAAAUAGUCUCGGUACAGGAUAGAGCCCAACACUUGGAUAAAUUAGGAUUUACAAGAGUUAUUAAAAAUUUGAUUAUGUAUUAUAGUGAGAGACAACUGUUGAGUCAUGAUAAUUUAUUUAAUGCCAAUUCGAAUAGAAGAAAUUCAUCAUCAAUAUUGUCAUAUAAUGAUAGAGGAUCCAGAUUAUCAGCGCCACCAAUAGUAUCACCACAACAACAACAACAACCUGCGUCGAGUUAUUUGUUUGCCAAAGGUCAUGAUAUAUUGGAGCAAUUGGAGACUGCAUUAAGACAAAUCAGCGGGUUAUUGAACAACAAACUGGGGAAUAAUUCUAAUAAUAAAUCAGGUGAAAGCAAUAAUGGCAAUGAUAAUAAUGGUAAACAAACCAAAGGGACCCUUGCUAGAGAAUUGAAUUUAGAUAUUGAUGGUAGAAAUGUUGUAAUUAACAAGAGUUAUAUACCAGUUAGACCAUCACAGCCACCAAGUCAUGGAAGACAAGUACGUCAUGAUCAUAAUGAUAUUGAAGAAGAUGAUGCAGAUGAAUUGUACCGAAGAAUUUUAUCAAGAGAAGCCAUUGAUUCCGAAGACAAUUAUGAUAGUAGAGACGAAGAAGGGCAUGGAGGUGAUGCAGAAGAAGAAGAGUAUUUGAACCGUGAUAUUGAGGAUUAUCGAGAACAGAUUAAUCGGGCCGAAGAAGCUAUUGAAAGAGCAAGAUUAGAAGCUGAAGCUGAAGAAGAAGGGGAAGAAGAUGUAUAUGAAUUCGGGUCAUCUGUUGGAGAAGGUGAAGGAGACGAAGAAGAAGAAGAAGAUGAUGAUGAAAUGGAGGAUAGAUCGGAUGAGAUUGAUAGUGAUGAAUUACCAGAUGAAUACUGGGUUAUGUAG